Microtus oregoni (creeping vole) is the source of this 1266-nucleotide messenger RNA. It is a transcript of the gene Bmp10, whose product is annotated as bone morphogenetic protein 10. The record is from RefSeq and is a predicted model, not a curated record. Gene Ontology annotation, molecular function: growth factor activity; cytokine activity. NCBI's taxonomy places the organism in Eukaryota, Metazoa, Chordata, Mammalia, Rodentia, Cricetidae. Gene Ontology annotation, cellular component: extracellular region. The transcript is spliced from 2 exons. Gene Ontology annotation, biological process: BMP signaling pathway; SMAD protein signal transduction. The coding region runs from base 1 to 1266 and encodes 421 amino acids.
AUGGGUUCUCUGGUCCUGCCGCUAAGCGCCGUCUUCUGCCUGGUGGCUCACUCAGUUUCUGGCAGCCCCAUCAUGGGCCUUGAGCAGUCACCCCUGGAAGAAGAUAUGCCCUUCUUUGACGAUAUCUUCACAGAGCAAGAUGGUAUUGACUUCAACACACUGCUGCAGAGUAUGAAGGACGAGUUUCUCAAGACGUUGAACCUGUCCGACAUUCCCCUGCAGGACACGGCCAAAGUGGAUCCUCCCGAGUACAUGCUGGAACUCUACAACAAGUUCGCCACGGACCGGACCUCCAUGCCAUCUGCUAACAUCAUUCGGAGUUUCAAGAACGAAGGUCUGUUUUCUCAGCCUGUCAGCUUCAAUGGGCUCCGGAAAUACCCUCUCCUCUUCAAUGUGUCCAUCCCGCACCACGAAGAGGUCAUCAUGGCUGAACUCAGGUUAUACGCGCUGGUGCAAAGAGAUCGAAUGAUGUAUGAUGGUGUGGACCGUAAGAUCACCAUUUUUGAAGUACUCGAGAGUGUUGAGGGGAAUGAAGACGAAAGGAGCAUGCUGGUCUUAGUGUCAACAGAGAUCUACGGGAUCAACAGUGAGUGGGAGGUGUUCGAUGUCACGGAUGCCACCAGGCGUUGGCAAAAGUCAGGCCCGUCUACCCAUCAGCUGGAGAUCCACAUCGAGAGCAGACAAAACCAAGCUGAGGACACCGGAAGGGGACAACUGGAAAUAGACAUCAGUGCCCAGAAUAAGCACGACCCUUUGCUCGUUGUGUUUUCCGAUGACCAAAGCAACGACAGGGAGAAGAAAGACGAGCUGAAUGAGAUGAUCUCUCACGAGCAGGAUCUGGACCUGGACACGGAUGGCUUCUCCAGGGGUCCUGACGAAGCGGCCUUGCUGCAGAUGAGGUCAAACAUGAUCGAUGACUCUACUGCUCGCAUCAGAAGGAACGCCAAGGGCAACUACUGCAAGAAGACCUCGCUCUACAUCGACUUCAAGGAGAUUGGCUGGGACUCCUGGAUCAUCGCGCCGCCUGGGUACGAAGCCUAUGAGUGCCGCGGCGUCUGUAACUACCCUCUGGCCGAGCACCUCACACCCACAAAACACGCGAUUAUCCAGGCCUUAGUCCACCUCAAGAAUUCCCAGAAAGCGUCCAAAGCCUGCUGCGUGCCCACGAAGCUGGAUCCCAUCUCCAUCCUCUACUUAGAUAAAGGUGUCGUCACCUACAAAUUUAAAUAUGAAGGAAUGGCCGUGUCUGAAUGCGGCUGUAGAUAG